Molecule: messenger RNA, 4871 nt
Organism: Tigriopus californicus
Lineage: Eukaryota; Metazoa; Arthropoda; Copepoda; Harpacticoida; Harpacticidae
Exons: 9
Coding region: 1-4692 (1563 amino acids)
Biological process (GO): lipid metabolic process
Molecular function (GO): lipase activity
Source: RefSeq, a predicted model, not a curated record
AUGACCAUUGAAUGCCACAAUCCUCAAGUGACGACACGUUGGAUUGAUCGUUCACAGUCGUCGUCCAAGUCUUUGGAGCAAUGUGAGCCACCCAUUCGUUGGGACGAGUACAAUCAAGUUCAAAAAACUGUCCAGUGCCAUGGCCAACAUGACAAGAGGCCCCUUUCCAAGAAGAUCACCUCUCGUAUACGACCCGUGAGGCCCCUCUUGUGUGGUUUGGUCGUGGUCAUCAUCUCAUCAUUCAAUCUGACAGAAGCCAGCUUACAGAAUUCAUCCAGAGAGACAGCGGAAGAAGGCUUGACGCCCCACUCCCUCCAUGUUCCAUUGCACGGCACGCACGCCCAGUUCAGCAAUUCAGGGGACCUCCUCGAAGUAUCCCCCUUAAAUGUCAACUUAUCCGGCAAUUCCAUUGGAAGUGCUCCCACCAAUGCAAGUCCGAACGCAUCCACUCUCACGGGCGUCUUUCUGGACCCAAAUGAACCCGUGGACGAGGAAAACGAUGCCAAGCUCUUCACUGAUAUGAUCAACAGCGUGAAAGAGUGGCAGAUCCACAAACUCCGGCAAGACACCUACAAACGUUUUUCCUCCAAAUUGCGUUACAAACGGGAUGAGGAGGUGGUCUGCUAUGGCGAUUUGGGAUGUUUUCGUGAUGAAGGUCCUUUCGAUUACCUGGACAUGUUGCCGUCGCCGCCGGAAGAGAUUCAGACCACGUUCUUCCUCUAUACGUCCAAAAACAAGGAGAUCAGCCAAAUCCUCACCUACAACAAUGCCACGUCCGUUCAAGAGUCCAAUUUCAACGCCUCCAAUCCUCUCAAGAUCAUCAUUCACGGUUUCGGCUCCGGUUGCAAUCGCGUCUGGCCACGCGAAAUGAGGCUGUCCUUCUUGGCAGUGGAGGAUUGUAACGUGAUAUGUGUGGAUUGGAGUCUGGGAGCGGCAGAUCCGAAUUAUGUCCGGGCUGCGGUCAAUACACGAUUGGUGGGGAAACAAGUGGCCAUCCUGAUGAAGACCAUUAACGACAAGUUGGCAUCCUCAAUGAACGAACGAACCCAUAUCAUUGGUUUCAGUUUGGGCGCACACGUGGCCGGAUUCGCGGGCUCCGAACUCUCCAAUCUGAGCCGAAUCACGGGUCUGGACCCUGCUGGACCCCUUUUUGAAGGUUAUGACCUCAAGGUCCGUUUGGACAAAUCCGAUGCCAAUUAUGUGGACGUGAUUCAUUCCAAUGGAGAAUCCUUGAUCGUGGGGGGGUUUGGGGUCUGGGAGCCCAUUGGACAUGUGGACUUCUAUCCCAAUGGUGGUCGAGCUCAGAGAGGUUGUCAGCACCUGAUCAUUGGAGGACUUUACGACUUCAUCUACUCCUACAGCCAGAGUAACGAGACCUAUCGCUACUUGUGCAAUCAUCGGCGUGCCUACAAGCUGUUCACGAAUUCAAUCUCUCCCAAAUGCAAAUUCAACGCGUUUCCAUGCGAAAGUUACGAAAAAUUCGAGAGCGGGGCGUGCUUCAGUUGUAACUCUAAAUUGGGAGAGUGCGGACACUUAGGAUAUUACUCAAACCAGGCUCCAGGUCGAGGAAGCCUUUAUCUCCUCACCAGAGAUGAAGAGCCAUUUUGUGGAAAUCAAUACAAGAUCAAUAUCAUGUUCACCGGCUCCAGAUUACCUUUGUACACUUACGGAAGGCUUCAAUUGUUGUUCGUGGACAAAGACGGAUUGAACGAGACUCAUCUCAUCACCGAGGAUGUCGACGAUUUGCUGACGUCAGGGAGUCAGAUUGAGAAACUUUUGGUUGGACAUCCAGCUAUUAUUCCAGUUGAGGUUCACAUCUUGUAUGUAGCUUAUGAUGGAUGGAUCUACUCAGGAAGGUUUCAAUGGAGCUUGGAUAAGUUGGUCAUCACUGACGAGCUUGGCACCCGCACCAGCUUUUGCAAGGAGAAUGGUCAGCAUUUGCCUUCUGGCAUACCCGUCAAAUUGAAAUUGAAGGAUGGGGAUUGCAUCGCGAGCACGCUGAAAGUGGCUCCAGAAUAUCCCUUGGUCCCUUACAGAAGGUAUCCCAACAAGCCUUACGAUCAUUUGCCACACCACAAGAUUCUUCCUGUGUCAAAGAAAGGUCCUCCUGAAAACAAGAUUGUGGCCAGUUCAGGUCAAGAUGGUCUGUACAUUACUAAUGCUGCGACCUCAGACGCGGAGGUAACCAUCACAAUCAACGACGAAGUGGCUCCAAAGUCCGUUCCAUCACAAAUCGUCACCUUCAACAACGGUAAAGAGGUCGUGGCGCGACCGGUGAAGAUAUACCGAAAUCCGCCGGAUAAGAUCCUUCCGCCGCUGAGGGCUUUGCCAAAGGUCAGUGGUCAAGGCCAUCCCCAUUUGCCCAAGAUCCCGCAUCCGUUGGUGAAAUGGCCAGUCCAUCAUCAAUAUGCUCCUCAUCACUCAUCCUAUUACGGGAGUGCUCCAGGGCCAUGGACAAUUGGUACGCCAAGACCAGUAAGCAUACCACCGCCACCACCGCCCUACCACGGAAAGCGGCCUCCACAAUUGGACAAUGGGAUUGAAGUUCGCUAUGGACCCAAAUUUCCCACCCCUCCAUCCCAUCCCACGGGUCAGUUCCCCGCUCGCAGACGUCCAUCGACUCAAUUCAGCCACCAAAGACCGAUCAUUACUCAUCGGAGACCGCCAAUCCGAAUAAGUAGUCCGGAUUCGAUACCCUCUGGAACCCGGAUUGGUCCCCAAUACCAUUCUAGGCCCAUGGACAAGAGCGACCAUGAUGUGACAGAACUCAUUGACACUUCAAAUGAAUUUGAUAGCCAAGCAAGUCAAAGUCAAUCAGACGAAAUGAAAAUGGAAUUCAUGUCCGACGAUCAGCUGACCAUAGUCAAGAUCGGGACGGAAGAUGAACUCAACCGAUCAAACAAUAAUUCCAUUGAUUUAGACACCGACAAUCAAGAGAAUAACACCAAGAUUGACUAUAUUGUAUUCCACAAACUCCCCAACGGCGAAGCAUUGAACCUGGAGAAUCUAAAGACGUACAACAUGAGUGAUAUCGCUCAGGGCAAGGUUCAAGAUCCUGAGCUCGGCGAGAUCGACAUGGCCAUGUUUGAUCAGCCCGAGGAAGAACCGCGUGGUUUCAAUACCUUCAAUGUCAACGAAGGGAACGACGCUCUUAGACCAGAUGCAUUUGACAGCCAGAGAAUACACUCAUUGGGUGUAACCAAGACAAUGGAUGAACCAGAGAGUGGCGAAUCUAUAAUUGAGGAUGACUACUAUGACCAGUCCAAUCAAGACGAAGAGUUAGCACCGGACCCAAUGAUUUUGAAGAUUUCGACCCAAGCUCCACCCGAGGAAGAGGUAUACAACCCAACCCCUUUGAAAGACUUGGAAGACCUGGACGCCAUGCCUUUUCAGGGUGACAAGCCCGUUUAUAUUAUUCACGAAAAAGAUCUGGUCAAGGAUCAUCCGUAUUUCACUUCGUUCAAGAACAAACACGUGCCAAGGAUGGAUGAUUCAAUCAUCUCGUCAGAGCCAGAGCCAGAGCAAGCUGAUAUGGAGAUCCUGAAAGUAAAUGUAGAUCGCAAAGACAGACGCAUUGACUCGUUUCAAUACUCGUCACCCUCAGUGAACUCACCAGUCAAGCCGGAACCGACCAAGAUGACGUUCGAUUGGGUUCCAAUCCCUACUAAUACGCCAAUCCCUAUAUUUGGUCCCAGAAACAAACCUAGCAGUUUUAAAAACAAACCCAUCGAUGUUAAAGAUGUUCAACAGAUGACAAACAUCGCCUCGGUGGCCAUUGCUAACAAGGGUCCUCUAGCUGAGGAGGUCAACAACUCUCCAGUGAAGGACCGCAUCCGGCCCAUAAGCUUGCAAUAUUUACCCAAACGAUUCACCACCAUUCUCUCACGGAUCACGGACAAGGAGAGAAGUUUGAACUCUCCCCACGGAUGGCCGGGACGACCCGGGCAGUUUCGCGAGAACAAGAUCGCACCCAUUUUUAAGCAAGAUCCCAUGGGACUUGGAUUGGAGAGGAACUUCGCCAGAGCCAUUCCCCAUCAGCAAUUCGUUCCCAGGACAUUUGGACCACCUCGCCAUUCGCGGAGGAUCACGGGACAUUUUUCUCCUCCUCCUCCUCCUCCUCCUCCGAUGCAACCUCGGACCAGUUCAUUCCAAACUCAAUUCAUCCCUAAUACCGCUUCGAGCCGGUAUAUUCCUAUUCAUCCUAAGCAAUCCCCAAAGCAGGAUCGACUUUGGUGGGAGCCACAACCAACCGAGACGGUCUCUGAUACGUUGGAGGCUCCGAAGGCUCUGAUUCGAGAUACCAUUCACGUGGAUGCGCCAAGGAUUGUUCCUUACUCGAGUGUUGAGAUAUCGUCGGCUCAAAGUGCUGAUGUUGUCAGUACUGAGCGCACACUCUCCAUGAUCCAAGAGGAAGACCAAGAUAUGGUUGAGGAAUCGCCGUCUACAAUUAUCACCUCAACCGAAGGGAAAAUCGUGAGGAUGCAAGAACCAUUUGUUCCUCCGUCUUUUGUUCCUGAAAGGAACGACAGUUCUCCACGAAAUGCCACAACGGCUCAGAACACAAAUGGAUUAACAAAAGAACUUUCACUUGAAAUCAAAGCCAGAGUCAUCUCUGAAAACAUCAAAGGCGAGGUGGAGGAAACCACCACCACGUCUGGUUCCAAGAAAGUGGAACAAUUGGAAUCAAGUUAAGAAGAGAGCAAUUUAUACGAAAUUUAACCAAUCCUUCUGUGAUAGAAAAAGAGAGCAAAUUUUAGUGAUGGAAAAAAUGUGCAACAACCCUAUUUAUGACUUGUAAGUUAUCAAAAUUUGGAACUCCUUUUCAAAGCGCUCUGUGGAAUAAUAUAAUGUGUUGUUCUUGACAAACAGGA